GAACACACUUAAAUUCACCAUACCUUGUGACACAACACGUUUGCAUGAGCGAUUACACUCUCUAUCAACUAUAUACACUGAAUCAGGUCCCAUAACGCAUUAAUUCAACUCACUCAACUGCGUGCAUUUAAAGCCAUCAACAUCUUCUUACCAAUCUCCAUUAUCUUCACCCAUGGAGAACGACGCCGUUCUGCGGACCUCCCUCGUCUGGCUGGCUGCGAUAAUGGUGUUAACGUGGCUGUACACGCAGUCUCUGAAGAAAAUGGCGGUUACCUACUUGUUCGGGAUGCUUGCUAUCGGCGGCGUCGUUUUGCCUGAUUGGAAGUUCUUCGACCGCCCUGUAUCUCAGUGGUGCACCCUCGUCACCGACGAUGACGCCGACUCCUCUCAAUCUGCACCGGCGACGGCGAGGUUCAAGUUCUACCCCGUCCGACUGCUUAUUUACGCAACAGUUUAUGGUUUUGCUUUUCACAAAUGGUGGAAGUUCAUAACAAGUUAGUGAGUCCACGGUGGGCCCUUAAAGAGUAGUAGGCAGUAAGGUUCGAGUUCCACUAGAAGUAUGUGUAUUUUUGUCACUUUAUGUGGGUUAUUAUAGUUUAUCUAUUAUUAUUAGUUGUAUUGAUGCAUUGAAUGAAUAUGAGUUAUUGUAGUUAAUUUAUUUGUUAUUAGUCAUAUUGAUGAAUUAGUUGAGAAA
This is a messenger RNA of Sesamum indicum (sesame), 694 nucleotides long. Its product is annotated as peptidase. Gene Ontology annotation, cellular component: endoplasmic reticulum membrane; signal peptidase complex. Gene Ontology annotation, biological process: anther wall tapetum development. The record is from RefSeq and is a predicted model, not a curated record. NCBI's taxonomy places the organism in Eukaryota, Viridiplantae, Streptophyta, Magnoliopsida, Lamiales, Pedaliaceae.